AUGAAUGUUGAUAUGGGAGAGACUGUUGGGGAUGACAGGAAUGACUCUUUUAGUGAUCUUGACCUCUCAGGUUUCGAUCAUGAUGAUAUUGAUGUUUCCUUAGCUAGAAGUGAAAAUGUAGUGUCACAUGAGAACCUUGAUAGCAUUUUCAACAAUGUCGAUGACGUUGUUCCUCCAACAACUGAGACUACAAAGUCAAGUGAAACUUUUGAAACUGAGACUCCAACAUCAGGGAAAAUGGUGACUGCUUCAAUUCAUAUGGAGAUAGUUAUAGGAUGUUCCCCUCCUGUAUCUGUUUCUCCUACUACUGAACCGUUUGCGAGUGUCUUUACUCUAGAGUCUGACCAACCUCCGUCUAAGAGGGAAAGAAGAGAUGUGAGACAAUCCGAGCUGAUAGCAAGUUUAAUUAGAGGCUUUCCAUCACCACCUGUUACUGCUGCUACCACCAGACUUACAACAACUAAGAUGUUUCCAACAAGUUUAAGCUCGGCGUUUAAUGUCGGAGGUCCCUCUGUUCCACCUGGCUUUACAAUUCCAAGAUAUAAUCGUGAUGAUGCAUCUGAGAGGUUGGCUUUGCACAUGGCUGAAGAACAACUUCUAACGCCAAAUCCUCUAGGAAAGGCUAUUUCUAUUGAAGAAGGUGGUUAUAGGGGUGAUAAUUUAACCCUUUCUGGUUUGCAAAAGGAAAUUUCAGUUCUAAGCCAAAAGAAUAUUGAGUUGGACAUUCAAGUGACGGAACUUCGUGCUGAAAAUGCCAAGCUUACUAGUCAAGUCUCCGAGUUGCAAUUUGAUAAAUCAAGUCUUCGAGUGAAAGUGGCUGAACUCACAAAAGAUAAAAAGUUGAAGUCCAAGCAGAUCUCUGACUUACAAGAUCAUUUCAACCUGCUAACUUCAAGAUAUUUUGAACUGAAGAAGUACCUCGAGGAAGACCUUGGGGACAAGUAUCAAACAUCUGUUGAAGAACGAAGGAUCAAUCUUCAUGUGCAAGCUUUUCCAGUUGAUUUGCCUGUCGGUCAAUCAUCUGGUACUGCUAGUUGUGGUAAUGAUGCACCACCUCUAGCUCCACAUAGUUGUCUCGAGCUCCCUUCAUAA
This is a messenger RNA of Lactuca saligna, 1092 nucleotides long. The record is from the annotation of a GenBank genome assembly. NCBI's taxonomy places the organism in Eukaryota, Viridiplantae, Streptophyta, Magnoliopsida, Asterales, Asteraceae.